AAUGAGAGAAGAGAAGGAGAGAAAGGGGGGGGGGGAAGUGUGGCUAGCAAGAGCAUGGCGAAGACUAGGAGGAGGACAUCUCCCACAACACCAGCACCACCAGCACCACCACCACCAGGUCCUUCCAGGAGGAAAGGCCCUGCUUCGGGUGGGAGGAAGCCUUGGGCGACCCCAGCAAGCCAACCCUCCAAAGGGGCUGCAAAGAAGCAACAGCAGCAGCAGCUGUCUCCACUGCCUCCUCCUUCCAAAAGGAAGGCGGUGGAAAGUGGGGCUGGAGCAGCCUUGAAAGGCAAUGGUGCUGGAGGUGGCGAUGAUGAUGGGGAAGAGUGGUGCCCCCUGGCACUGGGGUCCCAGAGGGAGCGCUGGAUCCAGUUCCAGAAGCGCCAAGGGGUCAGCUGCGAGGAGGCGGCCAAACUCUUGCUGGACACUUUUGAAUACCGAGGGCUGGUGAAACACACAGGUGGCUGCCACUGCGGAGCCGUCCGCUUUGAGGUUUGGGCUUCGGACACCCUCCAUAUCUUUGACUGCAACUGCAGCAUUUGUGUCAAGAAGCAAAAUAAGCAUUUCAUUGUUCCUGCCUCACAUUUCAAACUGCUGAAGGGUGCUGACAACCUCACCACUUACGCCUUCAACACCCGCCGUGCCCAGCAUACCUUUUGCAAGACGUGUGGCGUCCAGAGCUUUUACACGCCCCGCUCUAAUCCAGACGGCUAUGGAAUUGCUCCACACUGCCUGGACGAGGGCACCGUGAGCAGCGCCACUGUGGAGACCUUUGAUGGCAAAGAGUGGGAAAAGGCUGUGAACGCUCAUCCUACAAUCAAGAACAUGUCGAAACCAUGAGACACCUGAUCCCAGCGUCGUAGGUACUCCAAGAUAUCCAUCUGGAAAGCAAUUUCUGUUCCAGAUAUGUUUAGGAAAUAAAGGCUGUAUUUUUGUAAGAUA
Molecule: messenger RNA, 942 nt
Organism: Sceloporus undulatus (fence lizard)
Lineage: Eukaryota; Metazoa; Chordata; Lepidosauria; Squamata; Phrynosomatidae
Gene: CENPV
Product: centromere protein V
Exons: 5
Coding region: 55-840 (261 amino acids)
Molecular function (GO): carbon-sulfur lyase activity
Source: RefSeq, a predicted model, not a curated record